AUGGGUGGCGAUGGUCGAUUACUGCCUACCACUCCUUUUGGAAUAUCUGCGUGGACUCCGACCGUGCACUUAUCCGCGCUACUCUCUACUACGCUCUCUAGCCCGCGGGAUCAUUGCAGCACUGAAGCCCGACCACCACGUCAAGGUGGCAGCUUUAGGUCGGGCUCUCUAGGUACACGCAAAACGCGCACACCUCGCGUAGACUUCGAAAAGCUCUUGAACCCAGAAAUCAAGCAAACCUAUCGGAACCGGCUCCUCCACCACAUGUGUGUUGGUCUAAUUUUGGAUGACAACAAUCACUAA
This is a messenger RNA of Opisthorchis viverrini, 303 nucleotides long. RefSeq lists its product as hypothetical. NCBI's taxonomy places the organism in Eukaryota, Metazoa, Platyhelminthes, Trematoda, Opisthorchiida, Opisthorchiidae. The coding region runs from base 1 to 303 and encodes 100 amino acids. The transcript has 2 exons. The record is from RefSeq and is a predicted model, not a curated record.